GUAAUGUACUGUUGUGUGUUGCAGGUGCAGGAGUGACGGCAUCAUGAGUGUGAUAAUAAGGCUGCAGAACUUGCCGUGGUCGGCUAAUGCCCUCGACAUCCGCGAGUUCUUCAAGGGUCUCUCUAUACCCGAGGGUGGUGUACACAUCGUUGGUGGAGAGCUUGGUGAUGCCUUCAUUGCCUUUAGUACGGAUGAAGAUGCAAGACUGGCCAUGCAGAAAUCAGGCUCCAGCUUGAAGGGGAUCCAAGUAACCUUGCUACUGUCAUCACGAACGGAGAUGCAAAAGGUUAUUGAGGCUGCUCGUCAGCAGGCCAUGGCACUGCAGGGGUACCUGGCACCCCCAGUUAUCCCUACACAACCCCAGCAACCUUCAGCAUCUCUAGCUCCCUCAGCACCCUCAGCAUCUCAAGCACCCUCGGUUCCUGCGUUGCAGCAGACUUCAGCAUCAGCCAUACCACACCAACCCUUAUCUGCACAUGCACCAUAUCAAGGUCACACACACUCACAUAUUGAAGCUCAGCAACAAGUAACACCUCAUAUGUCUUCACAUAUUAACUCUCCCCCAACUCAGCCAAACUUACAACAAGCUCCUCCACCAAUGUCAGUGCCUCCCUCCUCUCACCCUUCUUCUGGUCCCUCACAGACUCCAUCUCAUGCCUCCUCUCACAUUCCAAACCAAGCUGCAUCUCAUGGUCCCCAUAAUUCUACUGCUGCUGCUAAUGAUAUACAAGCUUCUCAUUCUAAUUCAUCAGCAAAUGUAACUGAUAAAAAGGAAGAUAAGAAAUCAACUUCAUCGUCUUCAUCAUCCAAAAGGGAUAAAGGACGUGACAGUCGGAGACGUAGGUCUAAGUCACGCAGCAGGACACGUUCCAGGUCUCGUGAUCGAGAUCGCCGCAGACGUCACAGAACCAGGUCAAGAUCUCGUAGCCGUGACCGAAGUGGCCGGAGUCGUAGACGCACAAGGAGUCGUGAACGAGAUCGUGGCAGAGAUAGGAACCGCGACCGUGAUCGUGAUAAGGAGCGUAGCCGCAUUGGUCGUGACCGUGGUGAUCGAUUUAGCCAAGAAAACAAUGAUAUUGUAGCUGUUUCACAGGAGUUGCCAUCUAGCAAAGAUAUUACCAGUAGUGGUGCAGAAGGAAUACCAGGCCUGGGCGACAUUCCUAGUGCUAGUAUGAGAGGACCUCUACCAAGUCUCUCAGAACCCAUCAAAAAUUCUCCUAUCCAGACACCAUCACCUGCCCCAAUGCCAGCAUACAGUUCAGCACAUUCAUUUAAUCCCGUGCCAUCUUACACUACAGCACCUCCAUUUAUCACUGGGCUACCUUUCAGUAUGGGAAACAUGAGUGUUCCUCCUCCAUCCAUACCCAUGUUAAAUACCUUCCAUGAACCUAUGGACACAGAGGCUCCAGAUGAUCAUCCAAUUAUUGUAGAAGGUCCAGGAGAUUAUAUGGAUAAUCAGUUGUCUAGAAAGCCUCCUAUCCCAAGGAAUGAAAAUAUGGGUGGUCUCCUUAGAGGCUCUGAUGAUAGUUCACAGAGACCUGAAAAUAAAGGUCUGUUAGGCGAUGGUCCUCCAUUUGGAAGCUUUGGUAGAGGAAUGGCUCCAAGAAAUAAUGAGAAUUUUGGAUUUGUUGGGCAUCCAAGGAAUCGCUCACUUCCUAAUGAACCAGAAAAUGAGUAUAACAUUGAUCAGUUUGACUCGCAAGGCCGACCUGAUAUACCCCAAAGAGGCUGGGAUUCUAAAGAAGGAAAAGAUACAAGUAAUAACAAGUCAAGAGAAUUUAGAGAUGAAAAGGAUACCAGAGAUAGAAGCAGUUUCAGGAAUGAAAUGGAUCCAAGAGAAGGAAGAAAUAAUAGAGAGGAAAGGCUUCCAAAGGAUGUCAAAGAAAGCCAUGAAGAGAAAGGUUCUCAUGAUGAUCCAGAAAGGCUUGGGGGCUGGGAGUCUCGUGGUAAACGAGAGCCUCAUGGUGAACGUGGGACCCGCUGGGAUGCUGCAGACAGACGUGAUGAUACAGAUGAAUCAUCAAACUGGAGUAGUCGUGGUAAACGUGAAGGCUGGAAUGGUCGGGAAGAAGACAAAUGGACAGGUAGAAACAGUGGAGAUAAGCGAGAAAACUGGAAUGAAAAAGAAAGCUGGAAGCAUGAUCCUCAUGGCUGGGAAGAAGAAGCUUAUUAUCAUAUGGAUCAAGACAGACAAGGUGAGGAACAUGACCGCUUUAGUGAAGCAUACAGUUAUCGAGGUCAUCGAAGUAGAGGAUUGCGUGGCAUGGAAAGAGGGCGAAUUAGUCGAGGUGGACGAGGUUUUAAUCCACGCUUUGGUGCAUAUCAUGAAGGGUACCAAGAUGAAAAUCUUGAUGAUGGUUUUGGUUUUCGUGGAGGAUAUAGAGGACGUGGAGGUUUUCGUGGUAGGGGUGGUCCCUAUAGCUAUAGGGAAGGUAGCUCAGAAUGGGGAGAUGACAAUACUACGUGUAGUGUAGAAAUCCGCAAUAUACCUACAAACACUUCAUAUCGAGCUAUACGUGAACUUUUCCGUGGUAUUUAUGUUCCUAAAACAAGUAUUAAACUUCUAGCUGACGAUCAAGGGAAUAGAAUAGAUGUUGCACUACUACAGUUUUCCUUACCUCGGGAUGCUCACAAAGCUGUUAGAUACUCUGGCAAUUAUAUAUUUGAUAAUAAAGUAGAGGUUAACUUAAUUCCUGAGGCCAAAUAUGAAGCUGCAGUAGAUAUUAACAAAAUGACAAAUAAUAAAUCACAGAGUAAUAAACCUCCAAGUUUACCUGAAGACAAACUCUCCUGGGCAAACAGUGCUUGUGUGUGUGUGUCUGGCCUCCCAGUAGGAUGCACUGAUCAUGAUGUUGCUCAGAUGUUCACUCAAUUCAAAAUUGAAGACAUUGUCCUGGAAAGAGAGAAGGGAACUCGUCAGCCAUCUGGGCGUUGCUUCGUGCGUCUAACCUCCACAGAAGAUGCUCAACAAGCUGUUAAUAACCUACUCAAUGCUUCUAUUGAUGGAAGCCCCCUCACUGUAGAAAUAUGUCCACCUGAGGCUAUGGUACCUGCUGUUAGGGACAGAGAUUUGAUUCUAAGUAGCAGUCAAGUAGUUAAACCUCAGCAGGAUCAAAAGAUGAAUUCUAAGCCACAGACAAAUGUGGAAAAUAAAACUGAAAAACAAAAUGGUGAGGGAUCACAAAGCAAGAACCCAGCAGUGGGUGCUGACUUACUUACAGACUCUGUGUCCAUGAAAGGAGUACCAAAAGAUGCAACGGAAAUAAAUAUUCGAGAUUUUUUCAGUGAUGAGGGGCUGGUGCCAGAACGAGUACAUUUUUGUGAUCCAGACACUAAUGGAAUGCGUGAAGUAUAUGUUAUGUUUCCUCUGAUUGAAGAUGCCCGGCGUGCUGUGGGAAAGACUAAGCAACAGCUUUGUAAAGUUAAGGUCGAGGUGGAAAUGAUAGCAAAACCUCUUGUUAUGAUUGCAAUGGGUCUCCCAUUUGAUCCUCUCGAACUCAUAAGGAAAGGACAAAAGGUUGGUGCCCCUGCAGUUGGAGGAAAAUCAGAAAAGAAUACAGAAAAUGUUAAUACUGAGGAAAAAGUACCUACACAGUCAAAGGAAACAAGUGAAUCUGCAUCAAAAGAAAAACAUCAACAGCAGCAGCAGAAACAGCAACAACAGCAGCAACAGCAAGGUAACCAAAAUGAAUCAGCAUCUGAUUCUGAAUCGAAUAGAGAUCAAGUGAAAGAAUCUCCGCAUAAUAUGGAGCAGCAGAGUUCGAGUUCUUUCUCUAAUCCUGGAGGAAUGAUUCAGGGCCUCUAUAGAGGUGGACUGAUGGGGCAUUUUCCUGGUGGAUCACGAGGAUACCGUCCCCGAGGAGAAAUGAGAGGCAUGAGCAGGAUGCCUGGUGGCUUACCCGGCCCUCGAGGACCAAGUGAUGGAUCUUUCAGCAGAAUACGAGGACCCCUCUCACUAUUAAGAGAUAGCUUAGAUAAACCUAUUGGUGAAGAAGCCAUGGGAACAGCUAUUCCACCAGAGAAUUUUGGUAAACCAGGCUGUGUCGUUGCAUUAAAGAAUGUUCCAUAUCGUGCUACAACCGAUGAUAUCCUUGGAUUUUUCCAAGAGUUUGCAACUCUCCGACCAGAAAAUAUUAUUAGACGGUAUAAUGAGUUUAACCAACCCACAGCUGAUGCACGUGUUGCAUUCCCUACUCCCCAGGAAGCUCAGCGGGCUGUACAGACACUCAACAAAAAAUACAUGACCAACAGACAAGUGUUCCUCUCUCUUGUACAGGAGUAAAACCUAGUUUACUUCAGCUUAUAUGUCACUUCCAUGUAGAGUCAUAAAAUCUUUGUUGAUGAUAUUAAAUAAACCUUGUUUUAUUAAAUGGGUCUAGUUUACAGUAAUUAUUAAUACUGUAUUGUACAUGGAUGUUAAAAUUUCACGGAUUUUUUCACUUUAUUUUAUAUCGUGUGAAGGAGUUUUUAUAUAUAUUAGAUUGUAAUGCACAUCGCAGUACCUGUGAAUUAAGUAUACAAACAGUUUAGUUUUACAAAUGAAGUUAACUUAGGAUAUAAAGAUCCUUAUGUACAUAGUAUGUUUAAGUUCUUCCUGAGGUACUCAGGAACUGACUUAGAUAAUAGUCUGUUAGUAUUACUUGAUUAUUUUGUAUAUAAAGUAAAAUAAAGUACUUUCUUAAGAUUU
Cherax quadricarinatus is the source of this 4687-nucleotide messenger RNA. Lineage: Eukaryota; Metazoa; Arthropoda; Malacostraca; Decapoda; Parastacidae. The record is from RefSeq and is a predicted model, not a curated record.